CGCCUCAGAGAGUCUCCUGUGUUCAGACACCAGCUGGUCUCAGUGUUCAUCCUGCUUUCUCUUACCAUCAUGUCCGACACUGAGGAGAUUGUGGAGGAGUACGAGCAGGAGGAGGACGAGGAGGAUGUGCAGGAGGAGGAGGUAGAAGAAGAAGAAGAAGAAGGAGAAGAGGAAGAAGAAGAAAAAGUUGAGGAAGAAGAAAAGGAGGAAGAGGAUGAGAAGGAGAAAGAGGAUCAUACAGAAGAAAAUGAGUCCAAACCUCGGCAUAAGACAACAUAUGUGCCAAACAUCGCUCCUCCAAAGCUCCCCGAUGGUGAGAAGGUGGAUUUCGACGACCUGCACCGCAAGAGGGUUGAGAAGGACUUCAACGACCUCCAAAGCCUGAUCGAAGUGCACUUUUCCAGCCGCCAGAAGGAGGAGGAAGAGCUCAUCGCCUUGAGAAACCGCAUCGAGCGCCGCCGGGCAGACAGAGCCGAGCAACAGCGCGUCCGAACGGAGCAGGACCGCGAGCGCCAGUCACGCCUGGCCGAGGAGAGGGCGAGGCGGGAGGACGAGGCCGCCAAGCUUCGCGCCGAGGAGGAGGCGAAGAAGAAGAAGAUCUUCACCAACAAGUCAUUCGGCGGCUACCUGCAGAAGGUGGACCAGAAGAAGGGCAAGAAGCUGACGGCGCGGGAGGAGAAGAAGAAGGCCCUGACGGAGCGCCGGAAGCCGCUCAACGUCGACCACCUGAACCGGGACAAGCUGGCGGAGAAGGCGCAGGAACUGUGGCAGUGGCUCCACCAGCUGCACGCCGAGAAGUUCGACCUGGGCGAGAAGCUCAAGAGGCAGAAGUACGACAUCUCCGUGCUCCGGAACCGAGUCAGCGACCAUCAGAGGGGCUCCAAAGCGCCUAAGACCUCUCGCUCGGCCAAGGGCAAGUCCGGCUCCUGGAAAUGAGAGCUGCUCCGUCCGACAACGGUUUCUUUGGACUAUUUGGCGUUACAACUGUAUCAUAAAUUAUCUUGGAGGGAUUGUGUGUGGACUAUAUGGUGACUCCAAUUUAGUGUCAUAAAAUCUUAACUGAUGUAUAAAUAUCUGCUUGAACUUACUCUCUGCUGCUGAUAUUCACCGGUGUAUCUCUUCAUCACUUGUGGUUAUUAAAACUUACAAAAUGU
Molecule: messenger RNA, 1154 nt
Organism: Labrus mixtus (cuckoo wrasse)
Lineage: Eukaryota; Metazoa; Chordata; Actinopteri; Labriformes; Labridae
Gene: tnnt2c
Product: troponin T2c, cardiac
Exons: 1
Coding region: 70-936 (288 amino acids)
Biological process (GO): regulation of muscle contraction; cardiac muscle contraction; sarcomere organization
Cellular component (GO): troponin complex
Molecular function (GO): troponin C binding; tropomyosin binding; troponin I binding
Source: RefSeq, a predicted model, not a curated record